GCAACACCCGACGACGCCUUCGCGAGCAAGGUGGCAAGUCCCGCGCGACCUCGUCGUUGUCAUUCGAACUCACGGCAUGCGGGAGCGGCGAUGGCGGCAGGCCCCUCGCCUAUUCUGACGUCGCGCGCAAGUCGCCCCGAUCUCAGCUCACGCCUUACGACGCGGGAACAGUCGCCCGUCACUGACUCGCGCUCGCCCAGUCUCUCGCAGACCCCCGCACGGCGAAUGGAGGACGCGCGACUUGGUGCGGACUCACCAAAAUGCGCCCCCACCUCCCCCUCUCACGCCGACUGCCCUCGCCGCACCUCCGGACUCGUCUCACCGUGCACGCGCGCAACUGCUCUCGCAAGCGACUCCAUUCCCGCGAUGUCGAGAAGACGGCGAACGCGUAAUUUUGGCGGUGAGAAGGCGCUUUCGCGCGCAUCCCCCCGCCCGCACAACGCCUCCUAGCGACAUCGACGACGUCCCCGCC
Molecule: messenger RNA, 472 nt
Organism: Schizophyllum commune H4-8
Lineage: Eukaryota; Fungi; Basidiomycota; Agaricomycetes; Agaricales; Schizophyllaceae
Exons: 3
Source: RefSeq, a predicted model, not a curated record